This is a messenger RNA of Seriola aureovittata, 1001 nucleotides long. RefSeq names its product protein phosphatase 1 regulatory subunit 14A-like. The transcript is spliced from 4 exons. Gene Ontology annotation, biological process: regulation of phosphorylation. The record is from RefSeq and is a predicted model, not a curated record. Gene Ontology annotation, molecular function: protein serine/threonine phosphatase inhibitor activity. NCBI's taxonomy places the organism in Eukaryota, Metazoa, Chordata, Actinopteri, Carangiformes, Carangidae. Gene Ontology annotation, cellular component: cytoplasm. Bases 376 to 834 code for a protein of 152 amino acids.
GUCGGUUUCAGUCUGCACGCGCCACAGCGACGGUCGUCUGGUUUCCAGACAAGCCUCUGUUUUUCUACUAGUUUUUUCUCUGCGUCUGUGGAUUCUUUAUUGUUCUAAUCUAAAACAAAUUUUUACGCGAUUUUUAAAGGAAUAAAAUGGGAUUUUACUAUCAUUAUUAUUGUUAUAAUAAGUAAUAAUAAUUAUAAUAAUUAUAUUUAUUGUUUUUAUUAUAAUUGUUAGUCUUUCUCUCUGACUGACUUGCUUUUUUUUGUCUUUCAUUAAAAACAGAUUUUUUUCUUAAAUCAGUCUCUUGAAUAUUUUUUUUUAUUUUUGGAUUUUUUCGGGGUCUCUUUGUUGGUCUCUGUCCGGGUCUGUUAGGCCCAGAUGGCGGCUCACCGGGUGGGUCGUAGGGUGAAUAGGGUGUGUAGUAAUCAGUCACCAGGUCAUGCCAGCGGCGGGCGGGACCCGGGGCAGAGUCUGCAGCGGCGGCAGGCCCGGGUCACCGUCAAAUACAACCGCAAGGAGCUGCAGAGGAGGCUGGAUGUGGAGAAGUGGAUCGACUGUGGACUGGACGAGCUCUACAGUGGGAGGGAGGAGGAGAUGCCAGAGGAGGUGAACAUUGAUGAACUGCUGGACCUGAAGACAGAUGAGGAGAAGACACACAGACUGCAGAACAUCCUUCACUCCUGUAACAACAGCACAGAGGUGUUCAUCAGUGAGCUGGUGUUCAAACUUCAGGGUUUACAAAAGCAGGAGGAUCUGCACAAUGAUGGCAUCGACCUCCCUCAGCUCCACAUCUACCCCAGCCACUCUGGAUCAGGUGACAGGGAGGUGCUGCACUGAGACAGCUGCUUCUCUUUCUCCUGGUUCCUGGUUGUCCUGGUUCUCUCUCUCCUGGUUCUCUCUCUCCUGUCCCCUGAGGUUCUCCUGUUUUGUACAUUUGUAGCUAUCAUUUACACAUCCUGUAUUGUUUGUACAUCAUAUGGAAUAAAUCGCAGUAUUUGAAAUGA